Magallana angulata is the source of this 2873-nucleotide messenger RNA. RefSeq lists its product as uncharacterized. The transcript is spliced from 4 exons. Gene Ontology annotation, molecular function: zinc ion binding; translation repressor activity; ubiquitin protein ligase activity. The coding region runs from base 26 to 2662 and encodes 878 amino acids. The record is from RefSeq and is a predicted model, not a curated record. Gene Ontology annotation, biological process: protein polyubiquitination; negative regulation of translation; proteasome-mediated ubiquitin-dependent protein catabolic process. NCBI's taxonomy places the organism in Eukaryota, Metazoa, Mollusca, Bivalvia, Ostreida, Ostreidae.
UUAUUUCUGACACCGUAGGUCCAUCAUGAACGCUACAAAACCGCAAUACAAAGUACAUCAAUGUUUUUUUUGUCUGGGGAAUGGAGAGUACUUUUGUGAAUCGUGUCCAAGUAAUCUGUGUUCCCAUUGCAAAGUGAAACAUGUAGAAAACUUAAAAACUAUAGAUCAUAAUGUCAUGACAUAUCGUGAGAAAUUCAACCAUAUUCCAAAAGAGAUCUGUGUGACACAUCCUGGCAAUGUUUAUAAAAACUUCUGUAAACGUUGUAAACUCCCGGUCUGUUAUCAAUGUAGAAAACGUAGUAGUAAGCAUAGAAAACACAGGCAGCAAUAUAUUGAAACAGCAUACAAAACAAAGCAACAACAAUUCAGAGGAAUAAUUCACACAAUCAGAAGCGAUGCUCUUUUUUACAGACCUAUUCUUCUGUCAGAAAUCAAAGCCGACUUCAACGCCACCCUCACAAAUGUCUCCCUCUUUCAAUCAAAAAUGUUAGCGAAGGCCAAGAGACUUAAAAAUCUAAUUGACUUUUUGAUAAAAGAUCUCAUGGGCAAUGUUUUUUGUUACUAUGAUUUAAAACACAGAUGUUUAAAACAGAAGAUAGAAAUGAUCAGACAUAUUAUCUGCAUUCAGAAAAAUGAACACAGACAAGAACAGUCAGUAGAUAGUGCGCUACGAUUUCUCUUGGUCACAAAAAGACCUAGACUUCCCCAGAUAUAUCUUACACUCCACACCAGCCAGCUUUCUAUGACAGAGGCAUUUAACAAGGAAGAUGUGAUGGAGUCACUGUAUGGAAUCCAAAUUAAAGAGAGAGGAGAGCGAGGUAUAAGAAAUGAACAUCUGCUGAUACAGAUGUCUGAUACUGAAUUGCAUCACUCUCUCACAGUGACAGGUGUUAAUUGUUGUCAUCACAUGUCCUGUGUGACAUCAGACAGGGUCUGGGUCAGUGAUGAUGAUGAAAAUCUUAUGCUGACAAACAGAUCAGGAGAAAUUUUACAUCAUUUGAAGGAUUUAUAUAAUAGUAAUGAUCGAGGUUUACACACGGUAAACAGCGAGGGUGAAGUGAUUUACAUAGAUAAGAAACCAAACAUAAGUAAAAUAUCGAAGGACAUGAAGACAAUCACCACUUAUAUUGAAACAUCACACAAUACAUGGAGUCCGCAAUGUGUGUACUAUUCUCAUUCCACUGGAGAUUUAUUGAUCGGGAUGUCAACUGGGAUUAAACGAAAUGAAAUUCUAACUUGGGAUUAUAAAGUCGUAGAACAUUAUUCUGUUGUUCCAAAGAAAGGCAAGGUAAACCGGUACAACCAGACCGGACAACUGACACAAACAAUACAGCACGGCAACAAAAAGUCAAAACUGUACAACACACCUAUCUUUUUGACAGAGAACAACAAUGGGGAUGUCGUGGUGUCUAAUUUUAAGUUGUCUUUGAAUGAUCAAUAUGAAGAACACGGUUCAAUAGUAGUGACAGACAGUAAAGGAAGACAUCGUUUCUCCUAUACUAGACAUCCAUCAGGGAUAGUCCUACGACCCCGUGGAAUCUGCACUGACGCGCUUUCACAUAUUCUGAGCUUGGCUUAUGACAUCAACACUCAUCGUCUCUGGGUCGGAUCAAAGGAGAACAACACAGUGUGUGUCUACAUGUAUAUAGCACGACAAACUGGUUUCACAUAUCAGACUCAAGGAACUCUUGAAGUGAGAGAACCGCCUAAUGAAACCUCAACGACAGAAAAUUCAGGGAAAGUAAAUGAUCAUCUUUGGAAACUGAUAUCUCCCCCUAAGCUAUUUCAAUCUCUUGAAAUAUCUAAGGCUUAUCAUUCUUUACACAUUUCUUGUGUGACACCAGACCAGGUUUGGGCAAGUAAUAACAACGAUCUCAUAUUGACAAACAUAAAAGGUGAAACUUUAUAUUAUCUAAAAGAUUCAUGUUCUGGUCUAGGCACUGGGCGUCACACAGUGAACAGUGAGAGUGAACUGAUUUAUGUAGAUAUGAAAUAUAACAUUAAAAUACUGUCAAAGAAUAUGAAAACAAUUACCACAUUUAUAGAUAGAGCAGAUUCUCCAUGGAUACCAUUGUGUGUGUACUGGUGCCCAUCCACCGGGGAUCUUCUGGUCGGGUUUGAAAGGGAGGUUACAAAGUAUAGAGGAAUGGGCAAAGUAACCCGGUACAGCCGUACUGGACAACCUACACAAACAAUAGAACAUGACAGCGCGGGACUGAACCUGUAUAGGAAACCUUACUAUAUAACGGAGAACAAUAAUGAGGAUAUUGUAGUGUCUGACUGUAAGAAUGCGGUAGUAGUGACAACAUUUGGAGGAAUACAUCGUUUCUCAUACACAGGGCAUCCUUCCGGAACAGGAGUAGUAUCACAGGGAAUAUGCACUGAUCCAAUGUCACACAUCCUAGUGUGUGAUGGUAGGAUAAAUAAAAUACAUAUAAUCGACAAGGACGGUCAGUUCCUGUCACAUCUCAAGAUAAGUUAUCCAGAUUCAAUCAGACCAUGGAGCUUGAGCUAUGAUGUUAAUACCCAUCUUCUUUGGAUCAAAUCCUUUUUGGGUGGAAUAGUGGGCGUCUACAGGUAUAUGGACCGACAGGACGCUCUUACAAAUGAUGUGCCACUCUGCCCUGAUGAGGACAUAUCGUUGAGUUGGGGACCUGUCUAAGGAUGAAUAUAUCUUCAUGCAUGAUUCAUAUGUUGAGUCUUUACCAAUUAUUGUAAUUGUUUGAAUGGCAUUAAAAUAUUUUUAUUUGUGUUAUACAGUUUUACAUAUUAUUUCCAGAAUGAAUCAGCAUUUACCAUGGUUAAUGAUGAACGCAAUAUUAGAUUUUAUUAUGAUCCAACACAAAUGAUUUGAAAAAAAUUCAUAAAAAGUG